CGUCGCUGUUGUUCAUCCCGUCCAAUCACCCUCUUCCGCCACGGCGCUACUACUGUGAUCAGUCAGUGUCGGACUGUCGGGCCACCGGGGUCACCGUGCCCCCAACAUGGCGUGGAGGAGCUACGUUGGCUUGUUCUGCCGGAGCAGCGAAUACACUCUACGGAGUGUGAGGGGAGGCAGCAGGUGGCCUCACAACUUCCAGCAGCAUUGCAGCUUCAGGAAAGUCGCCAAGAAACCAGAAACCAAAAACGUUGGCGAGGAGGUACUACCCGGCCACUUUGAAUCCACUAAAGCGGCGUUGCACCGGCAACCCCCUUCCAGAUCGCCGCGCUCCUUCAGCCGUCUUCUCCGCCCUCUGGUCUUCACCGUGGGGUUUACAGGCUGCUCCUUCGGCUCGGCGGCCAUCUGGCAGUACGAAUCGCUCAAGUCUCGCGUGCAGAGCUACUUCGACGGGCUGCGAGCCGAUUGGUUGGACAAAGUGCGGCUGCCGAAGCGAGGAGAAGGCCACAAGGAACUCAUUCAAUUCUGGAACAGUUUGAGUGAAGGUCAGCGGACAGUCACAGGGAUCAUUGCAGCCAACGUCCUCGUGUUCUGCUGUUGGCGCCUGCCGGCACUGCAGCGCUCCAUGAUAAAGUACUUCACCGCUGACCCCGCCUCCAAGACGCUGUGCUCGCCCAUGCUGCUGUCCACCUUCAGCCACUUUUCCUUCUUCCACAUGGCCGCCAACAUGUACGUCCUGUGGGGCUUCUCCAGCAGCGCCGUCUCCAUACUGGGCAGGGAGCAGUUCAUGGCCGUCUACCUUUCUGCGGGUGUCAUUUCCACCUUUGUCAGCUACGUGAGCAAGAUGGCCAGCGGGAGGUUGGGUCCUUCUCUCGGAGCGUCUGGCGCCAUCAUGACCGUCGUGGCUAUAGUUUGCACCAAAAUGCCAGAAGCCAAACUGGCCAUCAUUUUCCUCCCCAUGUUAACCUUCACUGCUGCUAACGCGCUAAAGGCCAUCAUCGCCAUAGAUACGGCCGGUUUGGUGUUGGGGUGGAAAAUUUUUGACCACGCUGCUCAUUUGGGUGGAGCCCUUUUUGGCAUCUGGUACGUCACAUUUGGACACGAGCUCAUUUGGAAGAACCGGGAGCCUUUUGUCAAGUUAUGGCACGAGCUGAGGACAGGCAGCGGCGGCAAAGGCGGCCAUUGAGGAGGCCCCGAGUAGGAUGCGGAAUGAACUGAGGGGAUCAAAGCGGUCCCAACAUGUAAACCGAUUAAAUAGUUGCUCAGACUAUUUGGUGACUUGAACACCACGGGGCAUCACCAUUCAUGAACACCAAAUAUCACAGAGGAUUUUGUUCAUUAUUUCCCCCUCUCUAAGCACUAACACAUGUGUAUCCAAAAUUUUUAUACUCAGGUCUGAAUACAGAAAAAAAUGUUUUGGGCCGUUGGGUCACUGAGAUGCAUUUUAUACAUUAAAGAUGCUAAAACCAAGCCAAUGUGCAUCAACGAUAUCUGCAGUAAACAAAAUAGGCACGAUUUAUCCCUGUGUAGCAGAGCAAAUUAGUGUAAUACAUUACAAUAUGUCAUGAAUAUUUUAUUUUCCAAAUAAAAAAGGAGUCACCCCGAGGCCACACGUUGGACACCCCUGCUCUGACGGCUUGAAAAAUGAUGUUUAAGGACGUUCUUCGAGAUAUUCAUUACUUUGUUGAUUUUCUGGCUUGAUGUUGGGUUUUAAUGUGAUAAUACUGAUAUUAAAACACUUUUUUCUGUCUUCA
Molecule: messenger RNA, 1754 nt
Organism: Nerophis ophidion (straightnose pipefish)
Lineage: Eukaryota; Metazoa; Chordata; Actinopteri; Syngnathiformes; Syngnathidae
Product: presenilin-associated rhomboid-like protein, mitochondrial
Exons: 10
Coding region: 107-1186 (359 amino acids)
Cellular component (GO): membrane
Molecular function (GO): serine-type endopeptidase activity
Source: RefSeq, a predicted model, not a curated record